Folsomia candida is the source of this 873-nucleotide messenger RNA. RefSeq names its product DNA-binding protein SMUBP-2. The record is from RefSeq and is a predicted model, not a curated record. The transcript has 4 exons. The coding region runs from base 179 to 784 and encodes 201 amino acids. NCBI's taxonomy places the organism in Eukaryota, Metazoa, Arthropoda, Collembola, Entomobryomorpha, Isotomidae.
UGCACAUGCUCACCUUGUCACCAUCGCGGAUUAUUUUUGCUGGAGAUCCAAUGCAGCUUUCUGCAACUAUACUGUCGUACGCCGCCUCUACAGCCGGCCUCCACUUGUCCUUGAUUGACAUGUUGCCAGGAAUGGGUGACAGUUCUGAUGACCAAAAAGCCUAUCCCUGCAUGCCGCCAUGGAGGACACUCUUAGAGCAGCAUCGCAUGCAUCCAGAGAUUCGAAAUUGACGUAUGAAGACAAGCUCAUCGAUGCAAAAGUUGUGCUGGAAAGGAAAGUGCGACCAAACUACGGAGAAUUACUGAACGCAACUGGAGGUAGCAGAAUUGUUAUCUUAGAUCACAAGUUUUUUGAGAAAAAUGAACCAAUAACGAAUGGAUAUUAUAACAUUGGGGAAGUAAAUGAAGUUUCACGUCUAGUUCAGACACUUCUGGACAAAGGCAUCCCUUCUGAGGACAUUACGAUUCUCACGUUCUACGAGAUGCAGAGGCAGGAAUUAUUACGGGCCAUGCCCUGCAAGAGUGAUAUACGGAACGUUGAUGCCUUUCAAGGACGAGAGAAUCGGGUGGUCAUCAUUUCAUUUGUCCGGAGCAAUACGUCCCCGAAAGCUAGUGUAGGUUUCCUAAACAGCAUCAACCGUAUUAAUGUGGCCCUCUCCAGAGCUCAAGAAUUUUUGUUUAUCGUCUGGAAUACUGAGUUCUUUCGAAGAAGUCAUUUGCAGCACUUCAAAAAGUUGUGCAAGUUGGUACACCACUGUCCUAAACUGUCUGAUCUGAAUCUGUAAUUGUUUCAUUUGUAUUCAUUCUGUUGUACGAAUGUUGUUGUUUUGUAUUCGUAAUAUCUUUUUUAUUCAAAUGCAUCAACUAAUUAUCC